ACGACGAAGAAGUUGAAGGCAAGGCGAACAAGCCACAAGCGAAAGUAAAACCUUGCUAAACGAUCCCCCUUUUGGCCAGAACCGAUUGUGUAUACGCUAUUGGAUGUCAGAUUGGAACCAUGGCGACAAUGCUGAGGUUCGCCAAUGUCUCGAAGCAGAUCCGUGCCGUCCGUCUGGCUUGGGUUCACUCCGUGCCGAAACCGAGCGUGAACGACGCAACAAAAAGGGUACAUUUUUGCUUCCGGGUGACAAGUGCCGUUCGUUGUCCAGUUGAACUGGUUCACUUCAACGCAUUCCAAUGCUCAUCAUGGAGAAAUAAUCGUGACAUUUGCUCGGACUUAAAAUGGUUUCCAUUAACAGUUGACACAGAAAGGCGUAGGAGAAUUAUCCAUAUGUCGGCUUCAAGACUGGAAGAGCAGCCCUCUCACAACAAAAAUGAGCUGACAGAGGCAGCCUAUGAGAAGCUGGCCGAUGAGACGCUGGAUGCCCUGGCUGAUUACUUUGAAAACCUAAUGGAUGAACCUUUCACUGGACCUGACUAUGAUGUUGUGUUCUCUAGUGGCGUGCUGACAGUAAAAGUGGGGGGUGACUACGGAACCUACGUGAUCAACAAGCAAACUCCAAACAGACAGAUUUGGUUGGCAUCUCCGACGAGCGGUCCAAAACGCUACAAUUGGACAGUUCAUGGUUGGGUCUAUAGUCAUGAUGGCAGAAGCCUGCACCAGCUCCUGUCUGAAGAGUUUUCCGCCAUAUUCAAAAAGAACAUGGACCUCGUCGACCUUCAGUAUUCCUGAUACGCCAAUGCUUAUGCUGUCCUGUUAUUGCUAGAGUUCUAAAAACAACAAAGAGUAAAUAACAUCAAACGUUAUUUGAGCAUCUGUUUAUAAUUGCAGUGGACAGUAUUCAUAAGAUGGACUGUUAUCUAGAUGCUGCCAAGUGUGCUUUUAAGGAUGCAUUUAUGUUAUUUCGGACAUUGCACAUAUAUGUCAUGUCAUAUUGUGGUGUAAAUAAAUGGGCAAUCUCGAUGGAGUUUGCACGUUCUGAA
Molecule: messenger RNA, 1045 nt
Organism: Phycodurus eques (leafy seadragon)
Lineage: Eukaryota; Metazoa; Chordata; Actinopteri; Syngnathiformes; Syngnathidae
Gene: fxn
Product: frataxin
Exons: 6
Coding region: 120-794 (224 amino acids)
Biological process (GO): iron incorporation into metallo-sulfur cluster; intracellular iron ion homeostasis
Cellular component (GO): mitochondrion
Molecular function (GO): ferric iron binding; 2 iron, 2 sulfur cluster binding; ferrous iron binding
Source: RefSeq, a predicted model, not a curated record